Molecule: messenger RNA, 2760 nt
Organism: Spirodela intermedia
Lineage: Eukaryota; Viridiplantae; Streptophyta; Magnoliopsida; Alismatales; Araceae
Source: the annotation of a GenBank genome assembly
AUGGAAGUAGACUUGUACCAUGUGGUCACCGGCAAUUCUGGCACCCCCCCAGGUGGCGAUCUCCUUUCUGCAUCGUCUUCCUCGUCGCCGGCAGCUGCUAACCCCCCCGCUGCAGGGGGAACUCCCUCAUGGGAGAGAACCUACGAAACGAAAUCUGCAGCCGCCGCCGCCGCCACCAACAGUGCCUAUGAGAGAGAAAUCUACGAGAACCCCCUUCUGCCAUAUUCCAGGUUAGAAGGUGGAUCAUCCUACGGUACGUUUGGGGAAACAGGAGGAAGGGAGGGAAGCCCUUCUCCCUCUGAUUUGGAACAUAUGAAGGCCAAGAUCACCGCCCAUCCCCGGUACUCAACCCUUGUCGAGGCGUAUAUAGAGUGCCAGAAGGUAAGUAACCUCAUUAAGUUUCACUUAAUUGAUAGUCUCAUCAAUUAUACUUGUUUCUCACGAUAGUUUACUCAAUGCCCAGGUCGGAGCGACGCCACGGGUGGCGGCGCGGCUGGCGGCGGUUGCCGGUGAGUUGGGUACCCAACAGCGGGCGGCCAGAUGCUUCCAUGACGCGCCUUCCGUUGAUCCUGAGCUUAGCCAAUUCAUGGUGACGAUCACCAGCGAAGCCCUCAUUUAGUUGAUUCCACUCACGAAACUUUUGAUCAUUAUAUGCUGCAAUAAAGGAGGCAUACUGUAACGUACUGGUGAUGUACCGGGAGGAGCUGAAGAGGCCCCUGCAGGAGGCCAUGGAUUUCCUUCGGAGGGCGGAAGCGCAGCUCAAUGAACUCUCCGCCGGUUCUCCAUGGCUCUUCUCUGGUAAUCAUCUCCGCCAUACUUAUCUGCGUAGAGUACACAUGGGUACCAAAAUAUGCGUGAAAACCUAGUAAAUAUUAUAAAAUGAUGAAUAAAGUCAUGACAUUACCUGUAUGAGCUACAUCUAGUAUUUGCUGAUUGACCUAGAAUUAAAUGAUCGAAUCUUCUAUUUUCUGUUACUUUCAAGGGACGGGGGAAGAAGCCACCUUGGUGUUUGGGCUUAGGGUUGGAACGGCCACUCUUAAUCUUUGAGAUGCUUGACAGCAGAGCCUCACAAAUCGCUGGGCAGCAGAGCCUGACAGUAUUAUCCAUAUGAGAUGCUUAAACCUCUCUAUCUACAUAUCCACGUGGCGUGCAGUGUUGUCAAACAAUGAAAGUUAUUUACUCCUACCAUACCUCAUAUCACUACUGUGUGUGUGUGUGUCCGGCCCAGUUCUUCCCAGUUUUAUUCUCCUCUCUCCAUAUGUAAGCACCCUCCCAAAGCAGUGAGACAAGACGUUCAUUCAUUCAUUAUUCCUUAUAGACGAUAGGGAGAGCAGACGUCCCUCUGGCAAACAGAUGAGCUUGUGGAGCCUAAGGAGAAGGAAACCCCCCCCCCCCCUCCCCCCCUCCGGCGCACUCACCCACUCCUUUAGGGUUCUAGGGGGAGAUGAUGGCACCACGGGAAAAGCCAGUGAAUAAUCAAUAAUUGUUCCCAACCCUUCCAUAGUUGACAUGAUAUGGAAGUCCUGGCCACCUGAUUCUUCUCCAGUCAACCCCACCUGGGUACCUCAUAUGGCUAGCACUGUUUCGUCCAUGGCUAGGGGAAAGGGUGUGGUGCAACUCCUCACUGUUACAACCACUGAUGAAAGCACAGGCUAGGGUCCGAUCUCUUUCUCUAUCUUUCUAGCCAUUCCGUUUACGUGAAAGAAUAAUCUACGUGGUGUCGUGCCGUUCCUCUCAGUCUUCACCAAAGGAAAGUUCUUGAGGGAGGGAGGGAGAGAGAGAGAGAGAGAGAGAGUAACUUUAUAUGGGUGGUCAUCCAUCUCCGGUUCGAAUUUGAGAAGGGUUUUAUGCACGUGAACAUCGGCCUUUAGAUCGACGGAAUCAAUUUUCUGGCUCCCAGGAGCUAAAAAAUUAUGGCCAUAGAGAUAUCAGGAAAAUGGGUUCUAUUAUCUGAUUUUUGGAACACUAGCUAGAGAGAGACGGAGAGAGAGAGAGAGAGAGCAUGAAGUGAUGAACGUCUGUUGCACCCCCGCAGAGGAAAACUUCGAAGACAGCUGGUCGUCUGAAGAGGACGGGGAUGCCUGUGGGAGAGGAAGAGAGCUCGCCGAGGACCGUCAACAGGCCAUGGGCAGAGAUCUCAAGAACAACCUCCUGAAGAGGUACGGCGAGCACCUCUGCAGCCUCAAGCAGGAGCUCUCGAAGAAGAAGAACAAGAAAGGCAAGCUGCCCAAGGAAGCCAGACAGAAGCUGCUCAUCUGGUGGGAGCUGCACUACAGCUGGCCAUAUCCGUCGGUAUAUAUCCUUAUUUUUAAUUUCACAAUUAAUUACUAUACUUUCUCCUCAUUUCUGUUAUGUUAGAAUAAUCCCUCAUUUAUUUCUUACACAUGGGCGACUCCUUUCAUAAAUCGCUAGUUCUGCGUAAGAUGAUCUGAUACGAUAACGAUUGAAAUUCUUAGCAUAACAAUGAUCGAUCUUACAGGAAUCAGUAGACCUCUCGCCUUCGCUCUUGCAUUCUUACCAACACCUACUAAUUUUAGGUUUCCGUCCAUCUUGUGAGAGUAGGAAUCGGAGAAGGCGGCCUUAGAGGAGUCGACAGGCCUCACCCAGAAUCAGAUCAGCAACUGGUUCAUCAACCAGAGGAAGCGCCACUGGAAGCCAUCGGAGGAUGCCCGGCCAGGAGUGGGAGAGGGGCGGGCGGCAGCUGUGUACAUGGCCGGGCAGUCCUUCCCCGGCGACGGGCGAUACCGGGCUGGGCCCUGA